AUGUCGGAGGCCCCACCUGAGACGAGACACCUUGUGUCGAAGUCUUUCAGCACGGCCACUUUGCAGGAAGCGCUUUCCUUGGUGGACCAGCAGCAGGUCAAGGACGAGCAGAUUGAUGCUGAUAUCAAGGCCCUCGAGGCUGAAAUCGAGCGCGAGGAGCUCAAUGCGAAGCGUGGCACGAGGUGCACGCCGGUGGCUGGGGCCACUCCUUCACCUCAGCCCACACUUAAGAAGCACAGGGCACAGAUGGACUCCGGGGACCUGGAUUGUGUGCUGUUGGAGAAUGAUGAUGUGCUGCUCACAGCACUAAAGGAUCAGCUCGGCAGCCCCUCCCCAGGCCCAGAAACCAAGCAGAUGAUGAACCCUAUCCUAGAGGAUGGAUAUGACAUGGAUGUCUCGCCUGCAAAGCUCUUCCUGAGUCCUUACAAGCCCGAGACUCCGACUCCGUCGAAGACAACCUCGAAGACUCCAUCGAAGACUCCUGGUCCCUCGAAGACUCCCUCGAAGACUCCUGGUCCCUCGAAGACUCCCUAUGAUCCCGUGGCAGAUGCCGAAACCCAGCCUGGAAUCACCCCAAAGCGGCACAUCCACUUCAUGGACACCAUGGUGACGUCUCCUUGCCCACCGACCGAGAUGGUUGCAUCGCCGCCGGUUGCAGUGGAUCCUGGGAUGGCUUCAAGUGCUACAGGCCUUCCGAAGCCUUCGGGAACUUCCAUGGUUCACUCACAAGAGACCCCGGGGAUCCUUUCCCUCCAGCAGAAGUUCGAGGCCUUAGGGUUACAGCUCGAUUCGGAGGAGGGUGCAGUGGUGAAAGCUGCAGGGCAGAUGGCAGAGGGCAAUGGCAGCACCGGUGGUUCAAGUGAGACUUCCAAAGAUGCUGAGAUUGCCCAGCUGAAGCAAAUGCUGUUCAUGAUGAAUGCCAAGCUUCAUGCUGAUCAUGGCCCCAAGGCUCAGAUUCAGCGUGAAGCUGAGAAGGAAGCGGCACGUGAAGCUGCACGUGAAGCUGCUCGUGAAGCUGCACGUGAAGCUAUGCAGUCUGCCGCUGAGGGGCAGAUGGCUGCCAACGGAGCAGCCAAGGCCGAGCAGGAGGACCAGGUCGCCCUGCCAGCAGCGAGGCAACGAUUGAGGAGGCUUUGUGCCCCUCGUGCUAACGGCACGUAUGCUGUUCCGAAAGAGGUGGUUGACAAAUACGUGGCUGGUGGCAACGAGCGCGAGGGCCUUCUCAAGUUGCUGGUCAAACACAACUUCCAAAAGGAUUCUCACGGUGCAUGCUAUAGCUGUUGA
Symbiodinium sp. CCMP2592 is the source of this 1284-nucleotide messenger RNA. Lineage: Eukaryota; Dinophyceae; Suessiales; Symbiodiniaceae. The record is from the annotation of a GenBank genome assembly.